This is a messenger RNA of Lagopus muta (rock ptarmigan), 3376 nucleotides long. RefSeq names its product hepatocyte cell adhesion molecule-like. The transcript has 12 exons. NCBI's taxonomy places the organism in Eukaryota, Metazoa, Chordata, Aves, Galliformes, Phasianidae. The record is from RefSeq and is a predicted model, not a curated record. Bases 296 to 1696 code for a protein of 466 amino acids.
GCCUGCUGAGGAUGAAAACGCUCUGCUACGAUUGGAGGCAAGCUAUCAGAGAGCUGGCCUGUGGGAACAAGCACCGCCCUAGAACACUGAACAAUAACGGCACAGUGAAAGCAGGGAAGUUUCAAGGGGAGCUGCAAGAAGAGAUGCUUCUCUGAACUAUUCUGGGGCCCAUGGAAGACAAAUGGAUGUUGCCAGGAGGUGGGGACACUAUUCCUAGAGAGCCCCACCAAGAGCACAUCGCUGCAGCAGGAGCUCAGACCCAAUGAAGGCCUGAAGGCACCCGCAGGUCUUGGCCAUGUCAAACACACACUACGUGUUGCUGCUUUUCCUGGGAUCCUGCCUUGGGGUGGAAAUCACAGAAAUAAAACUUGCAGCAGAAGGAUCCUCUGUCAUGAUGCAUGCACCAGCAAUCAGCAAUACAAACAUCACAGAGUGGGAAUACAUAGAGGGCAACACACCCAAAUUCAUCUUGCAGUACUAUGCCAACUCACAGUCUGCAGUCGUUUACACAGCAUACAGAGACAGAGUGGUUUUCUACCAAACAAAUGGCUCGCUUUUCCUGCAGCAGCUGCGGGAGGCAGACAGUGGCCUCUAUAAAGCAACAGUUGACCUGAUGCAGGACUGGGCUAGGACAACUAUCCUGGAAGUAAUCAAGCCUGUACCCCAGCCCAAACUCCUGAAGAGCUCAAACCUGAACAGGUCUCUCAUCAAGCUGAUCUGCCUGCUGCCCAAUGGAACCAUGGCUGCUGUCUCUUGGAAGAAGGAUGGACAUUCCCUUACCCCACAAAAUUAUUAUCAGCUCACUCAGAACUCCACUGAGUUGUGGAUAAGGAAGGGAGACAAGUCAAACUGCGGCUCCUACUCCUGCAACGUCAGCAAUGCCGUAAGCUGGGAAGAGGCAACCUUCAACCUCAUGAUAGCAGGUCUCUCGCCUCCUCUCCAAGUUGCACUGAGGAUGACAGUGGCUGCACUGGCUCUCACUGUCAUCACUGCCAUCGGCUUUGUCAUCUGGCUCCUGCAGCCGGGGAAGCACAGACUUGGAAAAGAAGCAUGGACAUGGCUAGCUCUACCCAUCAAGGGGCUGCUGGGCAUCUCAUGUCUUCUCCUGUUUGUCACCUCUGUCAUCUGGAUGCAGGAAGAAGGUCCUUCUGCUGCCUUCAUCCUACAUGGGCUUUGCUUCCUUGCUGCAGUCAUGACUGUGGUGCUGAUCACCAUGAUCUCUCAGUGCAGACCAGAAGCACUCCCCCAGCGCCCAGCCCAGACCUGCCAUCAUGUCAUCCUGUGCAGUACAGCCAUGACACUGGCAGUCAACUUGUCAUUCUCCUGCCUCUUGCUCCACAACUUCCAGCAGGUCCAUGGCUGGUGCUUCAGGAAGGGCAUCUGCACUCAUUGUUGCCAAGGCAAGCCAUGUGCUGAGCAGGGAAGGAACAGCAGGGCAAGGUUUGCCCCUGGAGCUCAAAUGUGUGAAAUAGCGUGGCUGCUCAGAACCUGUCAGUGUGAUUGCCAGCUGCGUCCUUGCUGUCCUGGCAGCUCUCCUGUUGUUCUCCCUCUGUUGGGAAAGAAGAUCGUGAACGGAACCAAGACAAGGAGAGCAAACAUUCCCUUCACCAUCCUGGAGAUGACAUCACACAGGAGCCAGGCUAAAAAAGCCUGCUGUCCAGCAGAGUUUGGAGCAAAAAUUCAGCCAAAAUGUUAAAAAAAAAAAAAAAAAAAAAAAGUAAAAAAAAAAAGUUACACAUUCCAGAUUUAGCUGUGGACAGAUCUGAGAAGUUCUGUUCAACUGUCCCAGCUGUGAUGUAUUGCUACUAUUUGUCAGAUAAGAGCAGUACUGGCCCAGCCAAUACCUUCUGGCUUCAAAAGAUUCCUGUCUGUUUUGCUUUUAGCUCAGCUUCUGAGAAUUUCCACUUCCUGAACUGCUUUCUUGCUGUCUCCUUAUAUGGUGCCUUAUAGCUGUAGCUGCUGCGCUCUCAGGCCUCAAGUCUUUAUACGGCUUUUAAAGCAUUCCAGACCUCAAGUGCCCUGAGUUGAUUUCCAUUCCACUGAGCCAGCCUUGUCCCACCUUGUCCUACUGUGUGUUAUCAGUGUGCAGUGGGUACUGUGGGCUGACGCCAGGACAAGGCGAGGGCGCAGUGCAGUGCUGACACAAGUUAUGCCAAAUAACUGUGUGCCUUCUGUUACACUGGCUAAGGAUAGUUCUGUGAACAGUGAAAAAUACGCAGCUUUGCCUUCAGUUCUGAAAAAGAAAUUUGAGAAUAGGCUUCAAGAUUGCAAAAAAAUUUAUCAACUUAUGUUUGAAACUCCAGUUUCAGUCGACAUGAAUUCAUUAGCUGUUAAUUUUCAAAUGCAGUGCGUUGAGUUGUGAUCAGACAUUCGACUCCAAAAUCUGAUCAUGUCUCUUAACCAGAUUUUCAGAAGCCUUUUCUUACCAGAGAGAAAUACUCCUCAGUUCACAGUCAUGUCUUUUUUAUGUUACUGCUUGUUGAUACUACACACAUUUGUGAAAAAAUAUUGUCAAGAAGAGUCAAGAACUUCCUUGCAUGGGAAGAGUAAGAUUUAAUCUUUGAUGAACACUUUGAGAACUCACUAAGAAUUGCAACCACUGCCACUGAAGCAACCUGAUGCAUCAGUUUCACAAAAACAAGGUCAUAUAUCCCACUAAUUUUGUGGUUUUAUUGAUCACUUUUUUAAAAGAUGUUUUAAUUUUUAAUUUUUAAAAAGUAAAUUUUGUUACUUAUAUACAGUAGCUGUAAUAUUUACUUACUCUGAAAACAAUGCCACCUAUUUUAUGAUGUUGGCCUGUGAUGUUAGAGGCAGAUGUUUGUAGGAUAGCAGUAGAAGCUGAACCUUCCCACCAGUAUUCUGUUACAUGUUGCUGUGUGACAGAUGGCAGGAGAGGGCAGUGUGACCAAAUGGUGUCUGACACGGAAGGGCAUAGGACCAAAGAUGUGGAAAAAAUGGUAACUAUUGACAUUCAGCACCUGGUAAACGUUUGUGGAGACCAAUCAGUGUAUGUGAGCACAGUAAGGAGGUGGGUGGUGCAUUGUGACAGUGCAGUGAGUCACCUCCACUGGUGCACAUUUUGACGAGCAUGGCAUGCAGGCUUUUGUUCAUUACCAGUAAAAAAGCAUAGCUAAUGGUGGUAACUAUGAUGAAAAAGAAUGCUUUCUAGCUAGUAAUUUUAUCUAUCAAAUAUUGCUUUUGUGCUCAGUUUAUCAGUUGCAGUUUCCAUGAAAAUACAUGAGAAGUACCUUUGGAUACUUUUGGAGUGACCUAUGUAUACGCAGCUCAAAACAAUUCCUCUUCACUCAAUGUGGUCAAAGGGUUGGACACCAGCUCGCUGACAUGUUCGUUCAUGAGUAAAAAGAAGGAAAACCCA